AUGCUACAACCAAGUCACUACGCCUCCAAACAGACUCACCAGACAUCUGCAAAAACUAGCAACGCUCGCCCCGCAACCCCCGGAUCUAACAUCAUGCGACACCUGGACAUCACACCCAAGGCUUUGGCCCAGUCCAAAAAAGUAGCCAACAGCCGAACUGGCGGACCUGGCUCGUCUGACCGAAAACGUCGGGCAUCCUCCUCAUCUGUCUCAAGCGUCUCAAGCGUCUCCUCCCUCGAGGAUUUGAGCGAGGAGGCGGACGAAUCCGAAGACGAUGCGGAUGACGAGGAGGACAGGCCGUUGGCCCUGUCUUAUGGCCGCCGUCACCCAACCACUUCCCGUAAGACGGGGCGUCAACCCGCAAAAAAGAAGCGCAGACGAGCUUCCGAUGACGAAUAUGACUUUGGGAGUGAUGGCAGUGACUCCAUCGAUAGCUCUGACGACAUUUACGCCGGCGUGGACUACAUUAGCGACGGCGACGAUGAACAAGACAUGGAGAAGCUAGAGGAGAUGAUGAUUUUGGAUGAAUCUGAGCACCGCAUUCUGCCACCAUCCGAAUCCAAUGAUAGCCAGUGGCACAGCAGCGAGAUAUUCGGAGACUCUAUGCUUCUCCCGGCUGCCUCCUUCUUCGACGAGGAGCAGCUCUACACGGCCAUGGACACCUUUGGAGAGACCGACAUGGCCAGCGAAGCCGUGGAAACGCCAGUCGCUAGGCGUGUGCACUUCGAGGAGCGAUCGGAUUCCUCCUCCGACAGCGAGUCGCACACCGACGAUGAGAUCUCGGGCGACUUUCUUCAGCAGGAUUCUCUGGAUCCGCAGUUGCGCCGGAUGAUCGAGAACGACCAUGAACAUCACCGUAGCAAUCGCCGACAGUCCGAAGAGAUGUAUGGUGAUGCUGACUAUGGCCAUGGCAACAUUUACCACGUCGAGUCCGAAGGAACAUCUGAGGGUAGCCUCAGCGGUUACGAGACCGACGAUGGAGAUACCACCGACGAGGACUUGCCCCCGCCAGCAACCAUCACCCACCCCCGAUCCCUACUCCGCCGUGACUCGACCGAUUCUUUGACCGUCACCGGGGAUGACAAGCCCGACAGCAUCCCCCGUCGCCGAGGCCCCAUCAUGGGAACUUUCGUGGCUGAUCCUCACAAACCCGUUGCCCUGGUCGAUUGCACCGGCAAGCACCUUGUCAUCAUCCCUGCCUAUGCCUCUUCACGUCACGACUGGCUUGAGUCCGCUGCGAAUAGUGUUCCCGGAACUGCCAACAAUAGCCCUCGCCAGACCACUCUGCAUUUGGUUGAUGAGAGCGAUACGGAUGCCAUGACCUCUCCGAACCAGACAGACUUCAGCCCCAUGCUUGCUUCCAGCGCGAACCUGAUGAUGACCGCUCUUGGAAAUGACCUUACUCCUGGCGGCCAAGAUGACGAUGAGGAUGAUCCCGAGUCUGCCCUUAAUGUUGACGAUUUCAUCGACUUCGGCGAUGGUUCUUCUGACGAGGACGAACAAGAAGAACAAGAGCAAGAUAUGGGCAAGGCUUUCGAUGACGAUACUCUUAUUUCCCCAAUGGCCACCGGAUCUACAAUGCAGCCCAUGGGCACACCAACGCCAACCCGCAAGAACUCCGAACAGCACGACAGCAAUGCGGAGCGUUUCCUGAAUCACCUGGACAAGGGUAUUGUUACUGCAUUCCGGCGCAACCAUAACCGCUACCAGGCCCUUCUCCGUCUGCCUCAGCAUCGCGAAUUUAUGCCUGCCAACUCUCCCGCCCGGCCUGCCAGUGUCUUUAGACACGCUAAGGCCACCGACCAGCGUACCCCAACUGAGAAAGCGCAAGUCUCAGCGGCUACGCCGGCGGCGAGGCCGUGCGACGCAAGCUUAUGGAUGCCCAGCGCCGCACCCAAUCCCAAGUUCCUCUCUAAGAAACUUGCAUCCUGA
Molecule: messenger RNA, 1932 nt
Organism: Penicillium waksmanii
Lineage: Eukaryota; Fungi; Ascomycota; Eurotiomycetes; Eurotiales; Aspergillaceae
Exons: 3
Coding region: 1-1932 (643 amino acids)
Source: RefSeq, a predicted model, not a curated record